AUGGCUUUUGUUGUAGAAGAGAAUGAAAUCUACGGUUGUGGUGCAAGUGAUCGGGGACAACUGGGAUUUAUUGACUCGUCCAUGAAGUGUUUGCGUCCCCGGAAACUCUCGAUGGUUUGCCUCAAAGGCGAUGAGUUGAAACAGGUUUACGCUAAAGGAAAUCAUUCUGCAGUUCUAACCAGCUUUCGCUUUUUAUACGUGAUGCUAUUCGAUCCGUUACUUGUCCGCGUGUUGCUCCCACAAAUGCUUCUCAGUCAGACUGUGAUUAUGGAUCGUUUACAUACCGUGUGUUCUCGUCCCUGUUUACCACAGACAUUUAUCAUGAAACCUAAUGUCCGCAUUCUGUACCGCUGUAUUCCAAGCAUUGGUAAUCUGAUGCAGGUUGCAAUCUAUCACUGGGAGUCCGGUCGCAUAUACACCUGGGGAGAUAACACCUAUCAUCAGCUGGGACGUGACUUUGAUCGAGCUGUGUGCCCUCAACCCAGUCCUCUGUCUCUACCGGGGUCACCGAUUGCUGUCGGAUUGGGACACACCCAUGGGCUGGUGGCAGUUCGUCUGCCAGACGCGGAACGGGAACAGUUUCCCCUACCUAUUCCCACUGUGAAUCCGGCUUUAGGGGAGAAAGUUCAUGAUAUCAGUUGCGGUUUCGCUCAUACAAUACUCAAUGUACGCAUGACUGAAAGUGCAAUGAAUGCUGUCCAAUCGGAUGAACAGAUGCAUUUUAUGAACUUAAGACAGACCGAGGCUGAAGAACGGAUAGUGCCCCAACAACGAACGGUAAAUCGUGGUCCCAUGAUCGCGAAAGACCCAGGCAAUUCUACCUUAUAUGAUGUGGUACUUGUUUGGGGCGUCGGCGAAAACGGACAAUUGGGGAAUCACUUCAUGCGACCCAAUGCCAAGCACAAACAGUGGGAACUUCGGAGUGCGAAUAAAAUGUAUUUAUUUGAUGAAUUGGUCUACAGAUCAAGUCUGCGUGAUCAGACUGGACGAGACAGAGUCGACAUGCGGCCUAUACAGACAGACUCAACCUUUGUCGUACUUAGAACGAUGCUGCAUCCGACAGAGGGUGUGUUAGCAUCGAUCCUAUCCAGCUGGUUGACGGGACAAACACCGGACCCGAGCAGUUGGCGAUUGCGUGUGUACGAAAUCCACAGUGGAGGUGUGUUCACACUUUUGCACGCGGAGGUGGUUCCAUUUCCACCCACGACAGAUUCAGCCGUUCCGAUGCAGUCACAUAUGGUUGAAGUGGAGGAGGAGGAUGAGGGAGACGGCGACACUCGACCAGUUCCGGGGACCGGAAUGUUUGACGAUCGUUUCCAGUCAGAUGUGCAAUCGUUAUCCACACAAAGUGAUGCUUCACCNAUGCUCACAUUCGAUUCACUCUUGGAUGAAGAGGACCGGCGCCGAGCGGCUUCAAAGAAUGAUGUGCCUCAGAGAUCGAAUUCCAAUACUGUGAAUUCUAGUGAUCAAAGUGAGUCUCCGAUUUAUCCGUAA
Molecule: messenger RNA, 1494 nt
Organism: Echinostoma caproni
Lineage: Eukaryota; Metazoa; Platyhelminthes; Trematoda; Plagiorchiida; Echinostomatidae
Source: the annotation of a GenBank genome assembly